AUGACACCUAACCUGCCCACUCGGCAACUAGGAAAGGAUGGACCACAGGUGACGGCCUUGGGCUUUGGGUUGAUGGGCCUGUCAAUCUUUUACGGCAAAAAGUUGCCAGAUGAUCAAAGAUUGGCCUUUCUGGACCAUGUCCUUGCAUCCGGCGAGACGUUUUGGGAUUCUUCCGAUGUGUACGGGGACAGCGAAGACUUGCUUGGACAGUGGUUCCAAAAGACCGGCAACCGAAGCAAGAUCUUCCUGUGCAGCAAAUUCGCCAACGUUCGGCAGCCGGACGGCAAGACAAAGGUGAUCAACGACCCCGCCUACAUCCGCGAGGCAUGCGCCAGCUCCCACAAACGCCUGGGCCUCGAGCCCGGCGACGCGAUCGACCUGUACUACUGCCAUCGGAUCGACCCGAAGCAGCCCAUCGAGACCACCGUGCAGACCAUGGCCGAGCUCAAACAGGAAGGCAAGAUCCGCCAUCUCGGCCUCAGCGAGUGCUCGGCCGACACCUUGCGGUGGGCGUGUCAAGUGCACCACAUCGCCGCCGUCCAAGUCGAGUACUCGCCUUUCUCGAUGGACAUUGAACACAACGGCCUGUUGCAAGCCUGUCGAGAACUGGGCGUCGCGGUCGUGGCAUACUCGCCCUUCAGUCGCGGUUUCCUUACGGGAACGAUCAAAUCGCACGACGACUUCGAACCGGACGAUCGACGAAGAAUCAUGCCCCGAUACUCUAAAGAGAACUUUUCAAAGAACAUCGAACUCGUGCACGCGAUAUCUGCGCUGGCGGAGACCAAAGGCGCGACGCCCGGCCAAUUGACGCUGGCCUGGUUGAUGGCACAGGGCGAUGACAUUAUCCCCAUCCCCGGGACGACCAAGGUGAAGAAUUUCGAGGAGAACAUGAGCAGCUUGAAGAUCCAGCUCACGAAGGAAGAGGAGCAGGAGAUUCGCGCCAAGGUCGAGGCGGCCGAGAUUACGGGGGAUAGGUAUCCGGAGUUUAUGUUGGGGAAUCUCUAUGUGGACACCGUUCCGCUCAAGGAGUGA
Messenger RNA from Cladophialophora yegresii CBS 114405, 1032 nucleotides. Its product is annotated as alcohol dehydrogenase. The transcript is spliced from 2 exons. NCBI's taxonomy places the organism in Eukaryota, Fungi, Ascomycota, Eurotiomycetes, Chaetothyriales, Herpotrichiellaceae. The record is from RefSeq and is a predicted model, not a curated record. Bases 1 to 1032 code for a protein of 343 amino acids. Gene Ontology annotation, cellular component: cytoplasm.